AGUCUCUUUUUCGGAAGGUCUGCUCACGGGACGCGGCUACCGUAGUAAUGUGCUGCCCUUCUCCUUACCGCCAAACGAAGUCGAGCCACUGAUUCUACGCGUUGCGCAUUACCAAUCAACGACACAUCAUCUCUCUCGUUGUCGCUUUGCUGUUUAUUAGCGUUCUCAGCGUCAGCUCUUGAUAGUCCCUUCUAUUAGUAUUAUUCGUUGCAUUUGCGUAUUUGCCGCCUCCCUUCGAUUCAAAGUGGCAGGCGAUGCCCGCGAACGGCGCGCAGUCCCCACGCGGGGCGGCGUUUCCUGUCGCGUCUGUGUCUGCUGCCGCCGCCGAGGCGGAUGCCGAUACGCAGCAGCUGGUGAACCUCGUCAACCGCUUCGUAAUCAGUUCCGUGCAGUUCCUAAAUCGAUUUGCGGAGGAGUGCGAGUCGAAGCUCAUCCGCACCGACGCGGCAUUGCGGCAGCUGGAGCUGCAGACGCAGCUGCUGGAACACAUGCUGCUGUCCAGCGGUGUCGUCUACAGCGAGGGAGAGGACGGUGAGGAGGAGGGCGAGGAAGGGAGGGAGGACGGCGCCGCUUCGACUUCACGCCCUAGCGACGCGGAGGGGGGAAGCGACGACGAAGACAGCGAAGCGGCGUACGCGUACGACAGCGACGACCAUCAACACAGCCGGCGAAACCGCCGCCGCCGUCGCCACCGUUCUCGAGACCGCAGCAGCAACUCUGACAGCAUACGCCGCCUCCCAGCGCCGCCUGGUGCGUACAGAGGCGGCGCGUCCCCGCCAGCGGCCCCCGGUGCCUACCGCAAGGGACCGUCCAUGCCGCCCCCGGGUGCCACGCGUGCGGCAGCUGCAGCGCAGGAGGCAGCCGCAGCCCGUCUGGCCACUCUCGCUAUCGUUGGCGCUCCCGUGUUGCUGCCGCAACCGUCUGAGUCCGGCGAGCCCCCCGCGCCCCCGCCACCACUGGAGCUGCGACCGGGCCGCCUGUCGAUGCGCACCCACCCCAAGCUGAAGGGCUACUAUGAGCUGCUCUCCUUGCGCGUACCGGCUGCGUUUGUGAAGGCCAAGAUGCAGGCAGAUGGCUACCAGGCCGACUGGCUCGACACACCCGAUGCUCCUGCGCCGGCUACGCUGUCAACGGUGGUUCGCGCUUUCGCUGACGAGCCGGAUUAA
This is a messenger RNA of Leptomonas pyrrhocoris, 1166 nucleotides long. RefSeq lists its product as hypothetical. Lineage: Eukaryota; Euglenozoa; Kinetoplastea; Trypanosomatida; Trypanosomatidae. The record is from RefSeq and is a predicted model, not a curated record. The coding region runs from base 255 to 1166 and encodes 303 amino acids. The transcript has a single exon. Gene Ontology annotation, biological process: exocytosis; actin filament polymerization. Gene Ontology annotation, cellular component: WASH complex.